This is a messenger RNA of Lucilia cuprina (Australian sheep blowfly), 1417 nucleotides long. It is a transcript of the gene Parp16, whose product is annotated as protein mono-ADP-ribosyltransferase Parp16. Bases 94 to 1305 code for a protein of 403 amino acids. The record is from RefSeq and is a predicted model, not a curated record. NCBI's taxonomy places the organism in Eukaryota, Metazoa, Arthropoda, Insecta, Diptera, Calliphoridae. The transcript has a single exon. Gene Ontology annotation, cellular component: membrane; endoplasmic reticulum tubular network; nuclear envelope. Gene Ontology annotation, molecular function: protein serine/threonine kinase activator activity; kinase binding. Gene Ontology annotation, biological process: endoplasmic reticulum unfolded protein response.
UUUCUAUAUAAUUAUAAAUCUCUUUAUAUUUAUAUACGAUAUACACAUUUUAGUAUUUUUUUAUAUUUUGGAAAAUUACAAAAUCUGGUCAAUAUGCUGAAAACUACUGCAGCAAAAUUGAGUCCAAAACGCAAGCAAUACAACAAUGACAAACCGAAGCAAGAAACAACCCGAAUACAAGAAGAACCAAUUACUCAAAUAUCAGCAACUGCAAUUCAACUUCCAGAACCAAUAGCUUUAAAUGAGCAUUCCCUGGAUUGCUAUGAGCCUGCCUCUCAACAGCAGUUGCAAGAAUGUGCUGAAUACCUUAAUAAAGCGCAAACAUUGCAGUAUGCAUUAGAAACCGAUCUCGUGGCGUGUGAUGCUAAGUGGACCUUAUUUGUAGCGGCUGCUUUAAGUUAUCGUUAUGAUUCCGUAUUGAAACCAUUUCCACCACAAUUUGCUGCCGAACAAACAGGUUGCAAGAUAGAUAUUUUAAUGUCAGUCAUCAAUGACACACCAAAAUUAAGAGUGAUUUUACAAAACCUAAUGGAACAAAAUUAUACUGAAGUUAAUCGAGAGGUAAUAGAUUUAUUGUAUUGGGUUCUUAUAGAAAUGCGUGAACCUGCACUGCGUUUAGUAGAGGGAGAGGAACUGUAUUCAUUACUAACAUCUAUAGAUGAGAAAGCGUAUAAAUUUAAACCAACUCAUGUUUUUGAAGUUCAAGCAUUAACAGGCUUUCAUUCUGAGAUGGCAUUUCGUAAUAGGACCUUAAAUUUACCCUUAAAACUGGCUUUUAUGGGCAAUAAAUUCGAUAAUUAUUUUAACAUAUUACAAAAUGGUUUUACCCAGUAUCCAGAAAAUAAUAAAAAUUACCUAGAACUUACCACCGAUCUGAAAAAAAGUUUACAACACAGUCCCAAUUGUGCGGCCUGGGGAGCUUCCCAAUGUGGUUCGAUAAUUGCUUGUACAGCCAUCUGUGAAUUUGCUCUCGAUGCGGAAAAGGACUCCAUUAUAUCCGAUAAACAAAGCAAAUCCAGUGUUAAUAUACAAUUGAGAAAUCUAGAAAAUAUACGUGUCCGUUAUUUGAUUUUCUAUGGUAAACGUUUUCCUAGAAGACAUUUACCUAAACGCCGUUUUUUAUCCUGGAUUUUCCAUCACAAAUAUUCAUUAUCCUUGAUUUCGUAUAUGUUAUUUCUAUUGUCAAUUGGUUUUGCUAAUAGCGAUAGUGGUGAAUCGUUUAAGUUGUAUGUUUGUCAGAAAAUUGAUUCGAUUUUGGAUUUCUGUCGUAGAGCGAUUGCCAGAGAUCCCAUACAAUCAGCAUAGAAAUUUAUCUUAUUUCCUAUAUAUUUUAUAAAUUUAUAUUCAAAUUGUUUUAAUAAACAAGUACAGUUGGUAAAGCCUGUCCAUGUAAUAAACUAAAGCGAUAUAAUGCUGA